Molecule: messenger RNA, 1927 nt
Organism: Mucor mucedo
Lineage: Eukaryota; Fungi; Mucoromycota; Mucoromycetes; Mucorales; Mucoraceae
Exons: 5
Coding region: 35-1849 (604 amino acids)
Biological process (GO): positive regulation of phosphatidylinositol biosynthetic process; vacuole inheritance; protein localization to vacuolar membrane
Cellular component (GO): PAS complex; fungal-type vacuole membrane
Source: RefSeq, a predicted model, not a curated record
CUUUCUCUCUCUCUGCCCAAACAAAUUAUAAAGUAUGCCAACCGAAGUAACAAAGUUAAACAACAUAGACGAGGAAAACACAAAAAGUCCAAAUAACAUGAGACAACAAAUAUUAAAUAAUAAGUUUGGCAUGCCAACAGACAAACAUACUCAUUCACUUCGUCGAGAUCUUUUACUCUCGAAUUUUGAUCGAAACAUGACUGUUGAAAAGGCUCGUUUUGAGCCAACAGAGGAUAUUAUUAGAGCACAGUCAACCCCAGCAGCUUCAAAUACCUUACAUGUGGAUGUAUCAAAAGCGGAUGCUAAUAUAAAUGAAGAUGUCAUCAAAAAUCCAAAUAAUAUCGAAGUGGCUCAUCCACCACUACCACCUACCGAAAUGACUUAUGCACCGACCAUGUCACCUUCGGCCCCUAACAUAGCAACUUCGAAUAGCGGAACAGUAACAGCAAGCCCAAUACCGCUAAAUGCUAAUCACUCUAUGAGUGAUAGGAGAAGGUUAAAUCAAGCUCGAAGUGAGGGUAACCCAAAUAGUAGCACAAGCCGUAAAAAGCAUAACAGUAAAAAGCAAAUAAAACCAAUUAUGCAUGGAACUGCUAGUCCUGCCGAAGUGUUUCAUAGAAAUUUAGUCGACGCCGUGUCUAACGUCGAAGAUUCUGAUGAAAACGAACAUUAUGUUUACCCGUUUAGCGGAAAUGAGUCGUCAACCCAUCAUUUGUCAGAUAUGACCGCUUCCGGUAUUCAUAGACCUAUUUCUGUUAGAUCAACUCCCGCUUCACAUGAUUCCAAAAGAAGAACGGGAAAUAAAGGACUGGGUGAAUGGUUAAAACAAGCCUUAUAUAACAGAAACUCACAACACCAUACUAAUAGUCUUGACGAGGAGGAGGAAGAAUGGUCAGAUAGUGAUUAUAGCAGACGACCCAAACUUCGAAGUAACCUAAACAACCAUACAACACAUCAAAACUCGAAUAGAUCAAGUAUCUUGAGAAGAUGGCAUGACAGUUUUAAAGGGUCUAUUUCUUCAGAUAAAAAUACUUCAAAAAGAUCGAGAAGAACAUAUCCUCCAAUACAAACUCCCGCAAUGCAGCAAGCAUAUUAUUACGGCGGAAAUAAUGGAGGAAUUAGCGGUGCCGGCGGAUACACCAGUGACGAAGAGGAUGCACCUUUACUAAUGAGAAGACAAAAAAGAAUUCCGCGUAGCAAAAAGAAUUGUAAUAAUAUCCUUCGUAAUACGUUUUUGGUCGUACUAAUGGCUAUAAUCAUGCUAUUGAUGAUUGUCAUACAUAAAGCAGAACCUUUAGUGGAACUCACUGUGGACAUCGGCAGAGUGCUCGCCACCGACAAGGAAUUGAUUUUCGAUCUAAAAGUUCAAGCAAAGAAUCUGAAUUGGUGGACUAUUCAUGUAGCCGAUGCAGAUAUCAGUAUAUUUGCGUUUAGUCAAAUUGUACCAAGUGUCAUAAUGGCAAACAAUGCUGCAAAUGUAACUCAUGUUGAAGGUGUAGAUCCUGCAGAGUAUCUAGGUGGCCUAGUUCACUUCGAUGAACCUUUAUCGAUUCAAUCUAGUUUAUUUAAUAAAGGUCCAACUGAAGCUAUAAGUCAAAUUCGUAUAAAAUCACCAGGAGCAGAUACCAGCGGGAAUGAAAGAUGGUCUCGCAUGAUUAGAUAUCCAUACGGGCUUGUGGUACGAGGAGUUUUGAAAUAUCGUCCAAUACCUUUGAUAUUAGGUGUUUACCCACAAUCUAUCGCGAUUUGCAAUGUUAAUCAAGUAGACCCAACUACAGGCACUGUAUCAAGUGACCCGGAUAAAACAAUAUGCUCAAACGAUGAAGUAAAUGUUUUCUCACGGUUUUAGCUAUGUGUAACAUAAUUUUAUUGGGACUGUUACUUUUAUACUUAGAGCAAAAAAAAAAAAAAAAUUGCAUUCCCCUUU